AUGGCAGACGACCAGCAGAAUGAUAAUCCAGGUGAUGGCGAUUUGCAAGAAGUUCCUGAAAUUGAACUAAUAAUUAAGGUUACAACAGUGGACAUGUUGAAACCACCACCUGACUUUCGCUCCAACUUUGACUCUACUCCUCCACCUAUUUUGAUAGACAGAGGAAACCCUGUGUUAGAAAAUGAUAAAAUAGAACGUUACAUCAUGAAAAGUGUACCUGGUGGCUAUAAUCUGUUUGUUCAGGAUAAGGAGACAGAAACGGUUAUUAUGGAUUUGUACAGUAAAUUCAAGUUGGUGCUUAAUAAGGGAGGAGACCAGCGAAAGCGUGCCCUUCUCAACCAACUAAGAAAUAUUGACACCCACCUGAGCAAGAAUGAAGGGCGCUUCUUGACUGGAGACACCAUGUGUUGUUUUGACUGUGAACUCAUGCCACGACUCCAGCACAUCAGAGUUGCAGGAAAAUACUUUGUAGAUUUUGAGAUCCCAGAGGAUAUGUCUAACUUGUGGCAGUACAUGUACCACAUGUACCAGCUGGAUGCAUUUACCCAAUCCUGUCCAGCAGACCAGGACAUCAUUAACCACUACAAGCUGCAGCAGGGGACCAAGAUGAAGAAACACGAGGAGCUUGAGACUCCCACAUAUACCACAUCCAUCCCACCCACUGUUGACAUCAAUGGACACUAGGAGAAGUGAUUCAGUUGUCAUGGAUGUGAGAAUAAUUUUAAGUUAAGGCUUGUCAUCAGAGCUUCGUAUUGGCUCUUGUUAGAUCUUAUGUUACUUCUUCAUUUGUUUUGCUAUCUGUAAUGGCACACAGAACUUUAAAAAAGUAUCCUUUUCAGUAAGGUUGGCGUAAUAAUCUUCCACCAAAUUAUCAGAUCAAAUGAUUAGCUAUUACAUAAGUAGUAAAUUUUAAAUCUUGUCCUAACUGUAAAAUUUGUAUUUAUAGUUUAAUAAUAAACCUUUAUGAUAAGUUGACUGAAGUCUUGCAAUAAAUCAUAAAAAAUCAAAACAAUUGUGAACCUUUUUAUUAAUUUGUAUUGACUAUUAAUGUUUUUUUUUAUCAUCUUUACUUUGUUCACUUAGGACAUUAGUUACAGUUAAUUUGUUUUUUUCCUGUUUGCUCAUGUUACUUAAUGAAAUUUUCAUUCAUUUUUCUGAUAUGGAAAUGUUGGAAGAACAGUUACUUUAUAUCUUAUCAGCUUUAAAUUUUUGUUUAAGUUAAUUUUGGAAAAUAAAAAAAAAUUGAUAUAAAACUAUUAAAUUAUUUUUUGUGGUCUUUUGAUGAAGUAGAGAAAGAAGACACUGUAUAAUUACAGCUUCGGUGAUUAUCUGUGGUUCAUUUUUUUGUGUGUUGUAAUUAUGUUUGGUUUAAAGUUUGACAGUGAUGUUGUGUUACAAAGGUUUUACUGAAAUUUAAAUACUAUUAAAUCAUAUCAGAAAUCAAUAAAUAAAAUCAAGGUUUUAUAAUUUUGCAUCCAAAGGUAGUCAAAAUAGGAGAGACCUUUUUUUUUUUUCAAUUUGUGUCGGAUUAAAAGGGCUAAAGUUCUGGUAAUUGCAUAUUUUAUAUAUUGUUCAGUAUGUUACUUAAUUGUUUAUUCUUACAUUGAUUUAAAACUUACUCUACAGUGUAUUGGUUUGCUAUUUAUUACUAUAGAAGAAUUUAUCAGCAUUCCCCAUUCUGUUGUUUCUCAGAUCUGGGAACUGACCAUUUACCCAUUCAUUAGGUUAAACCGUAAACUUCUAAAAAAAAAUGUGUGUACAUGAGUAGCAUAGUGAAGCAAAUGACUUUAAAAAGUUUUGGCAUCUUCUCUUGAGUUUUGUCAUAGCAUGACAUGCAUGGUUUAAGUGUAGUUUUUUAAAUAAAAUAUGAAUAUAUAAAUAUAUGUAAAGAGAAUAAAUAUCUCAAGUUUUCAGAUAUUUCAAGAUACUAAUAUUCUCACAUGUAAACAGUUUGUUUUUUCAUAUUUGCAGUGUUGUACCAAUAGAGUAGGCAUGUUGAAGUAUGCUUUGCGAUGUCACAUUUGAAUGAAUUUACGGUAAUUCUUGUUACAUGUGUUCUGUUUAUGAUUCAUAGAAUUUACUAUUAAUGUGAUCUUGGUUAUAAGAUGCACUACAGUUCUCAAAAACCAUCUGAAUAAUCUAAAAACAAGAAUUGAAAUCACUCAGGUAACUGGAUAUCACUGAUAAACAAAAACGUGUGUUGUUUUGAAAUUAUUAUUUUAAAAACUUUCAUAUACUGCAUACAUCAGAAUAAAUGUUUGCAUGCGUUAUCUUUUCUCUCUAUCAGGUCUAUCCAGUGAUCAGAUGUUUAGUUAUUUCAUCAUAAUACCAUGCUGUUUACGUGAUCAGAUUAUGUUGCAGAAAACAAUUUUACCUGCACCAGUUCUUAUGCCUACAAAAUUAUCAAUUUUAUAUGUAAAUAGAUAGCUAGGAACGUGUAUUCAUCCUAGGUAUUUGUUUUCAGUAUAUAGACUUUGUGCUUUUAUUGAUAUUAGUAUAUCCUAAUUAGGGAAAUUAAACUAAGUUAGUGUACAUUACGUCAGAACAUUAGAACUUAAUCACAAAGAAUGUUGAUGAAUGAAAAUAGCUAGUUUGGAGAAGUUUUGUUUUUCUAGUUUAAAGUUUUCUAGUACAGAAAUGUUAUGUAGAAACAGUACCAUGUUAUCACUAUGAGCUUAACAACAAAAGGAAGGUUGUAGUGUGGACAUGCUGUCACACCAUUACAUCAUGAC
This is a messenger RNA of Limulus polyphemus (Atlantic horseshoe crab), 2732 nucleotides long. Its product is annotated as chloride intracellular channel exc-4-like. Gene Ontology annotation, cellular component: apical plasma membrane; cytoplasm. Bases 1 to 684 code for a protein of 227 amino acids. Gene Ontology annotation, molecular function: chloride channel activity. The record is from RefSeq and is a predicted model, not a curated record. Gene Ontology annotation, biological process: chloride transport. Lineage: Eukaryota; Metazoa; Arthropoda; Merostomata; Xiphosura; Limulidae. The transcript is spliced from 4 exons.